AUGCUUAACAGAGAUGAAAUCAAUGAUAUCUUUGUGAGAGUUGACAAGAUCAGGAACAUGUUAAACAAACUGCAAUCUGAUAUUCAGGCUGACCCUUUUAACUCUGACCUCCAGGAUGAAGAGAGAGCUCUUUCUAAGCAUUUCCAUAAAAUGCUUAGCUGGGAAGAAAAUAUCCUAAGGCAAGAGUCCAAAAUGAUGUGGAUUAAGUUGGGAGACUAUAAUACUAAGUUCUAUCAUAGAUUAUUCAAGCAAAGACAGGCAAGGAAAAGGAUUGUGAAGAUCAAUAAUGCAUAUGGAAAUGUUGUUGAUGACCCUGAGCUCUCCUUUGCAGAAGAGAAAGAUAAUUUAAAUGCUCCUUUUGAUGAUAAGGAGAUUAGAGCAACUAUGUUUGGCAUUAAUGGUGACAAGGCUCCAUGGCCUGAUGGUUUUGGGAGUGCUUUUUUCAAGAAAUCUUGGAGCAAAAUUAUUAGUGCUAGCCAGUCUGGUUUUGUUACAGGCAAAAAUAUUUUUGAUAAUAUCCUCUUGACUCAUGAGUUAGUCAGAAACUAUCAUAAGAAUAAGGGUAAUUCUUGUGCUCUGAAUAUUGAUUUACAUAAAGCUUAUGAUACCAUUAAAACUGUGAAGUAUUCUAUUCAGAUAAAUGGGGAAGUGUCUGGCUAUUUUGAUGGGGGAAGGGGGCUUAGGCAGGGUGAUCCCAUAUCCCCUCUGAUUUUUGUCUUGUGUAUAGACUACCUCUUAAGGUCUCCUGUCAUCAACACUAGAAGGGAUUUGUUGGCUAAAAUGCCAACUUUGCAGCGGGGUCAGAUUUUUAGGUUUGCGAAUGUGCUUUCGGCGUCUCUUUGCUUCGGAAACUUUCGGAAUGCUCAAAUUACACCCAAAACUCAUUAA
Mercurialis annua (annual mercury) is the source of this 888-nucleotide messenger RNA. RefSeq lists its product as uncharacterized. NCBI's taxonomy places the organism in Eukaryota, Viridiplantae, Streptophyta, Magnoliopsida, Malpighiales, Euphorbiaceae. The record is from RefSeq and is a predicted model, not a curated record. The transcript has 5 exons. The coding region runs from base 1 to 888 and encodes 295 amino acids.